Metarhizium album ARSEF 1941 is the source of this 1176-nucleotide messenger RNA. RefSeq lists its product as uncharacterized. The record is from RefSeq and is a predicted model, not a curated record. Bases 1 to 1176 code for a protein of 391 amino acids. The transcript has a single exon. NCBI's taxonomy places the organism in Eukaryota, Fungi, Ascomycota, Sordariomycetes, Hypocreales, Clavicipitaceae.
AUGGAACCACCAAGCGCCGACCCGGCCGCCAUUGUCCUCCGCCCCAUCAUCCAGGACCUAGUCCGGACGCGCUUCGCAGUCCCAGGAUCCGUCUUCCUCGUCGAAGGCGUGCAAGCCGCGCCUCUCACGCAGUCCGGUCGCUGGCAGGUCAUCCGUCUGCUACUAGGCGACGGCGAGCUCUGCAUCCAGGCCGUGCUGGGCGACGCAAUGCACCGCUUCGUGCACACGCGCGAGGUCGUGGUCGGCAGCUACGUCUGCGUGCAGGACUUCCAGCUGCGCCUGAGGAACAUUGACUCCGAGGCCGACCAGGUGCAGCAGAUGGUGUACCUGGUCGUCCACGAUUUGAAAACGCUCGGGUGCCACGAGGGCGUGCGCCAGAUGCACCACGCCGCCCACGAGGUGCGCGACGACGGAUCCGACGAGGCGUCGCGCGAGCGAGAGCCAUCGCCAUCGCUGGCGCCGGCGUUUACACGCGCAGGCUCGGCAUGCUCGGCCCCCGGCUCGCCUGGUUCGCCUGCCCAGCCGAGGCGGCCGCCCUCGGGGGGGCCCAGCCUGGGGGUGAGAGGCGGCGGCGGCCCCGAGGCGGUCGUCGACGUCGACGUCGACGUCGAGGAUGCCCUGGACGAGUUCGAGGCGCUCGCGUUCCCCGUCAGCAGGACGCAGCAGAGGGCGCCGGGCCAACGUGCUCACGGCAAGCCGCGGUUGCCUGUCGCGCUGCCGCGGGACUGGCACGACGUCCAGACGCCCCUGAAGCUCACUACGCUGCGGUCGGUGCCGAACUUGCCGUAUCGCCAGAACUGGUCGUGCAACGUCCUGGCCAUCGUGGCGUCCCUGUCUGGCGUCGAGUCGUCCCAUCUGCCGCCGUACAGGCAACGCACGGCGCGGCUGACGGACCCCUCGACGGCGAAGCAGGUUCAUCUGGCUGUGUUUCUGGACCCUGACGAAUUCACCCCCAAGGUCGGGAGCGCCGUGCUAUUGACCGGCGUCAAGAACCACAGGUUUGAUGGAGGCAGUUUGAAGAAAUAUGCCAGUGACAGGGGCACGCGCGCCUGGUGGUUUGAAGAUCCGUACGAGCUCGCCUGGUGUGAUAUUCGCGGCAUCAAGGAUUGGUGGGCCGAGAUGGAGGCUUAUUUCGCCAGUCAAUUGUCCGAGGAAGUCAUCGGUGGUGAUGCUUGA